Messenger RNA from Mus caroli (Ryukyu mouse), 7141 nucleotides. RefSeq lists its product as uncharacterized. NCBI's taxonomy places the organism in Eukaryota, Metazoa, Chordata, Mammalia, Rodentia, Muridae. Gene Ontology annotation, molecular function: protein binding. The record is from RefSeq and is a predicted model, not a curated record.
CCGCGUUGCCAACUGCUCCUGCAGUUGACAGUUCCUGUAUCCACACGGAGCUUUCCUGCUAUGACCUUGUGGCGAGACUUGGCUCUGGGUUUUCUUCGAUAUCAAAAUCUUUAGGCGCUGGCUUACUAUAAACUUCCAUUCCGGGUUUAGGGGGCCCUUUUUUUAACCAUAGUCUUUUUUGGGUUGGGGAUGUGAGAGAAGCUUAACAGGAGGGAAGGAGCCUUCGAAGCAGACAUUUACCAUGCAGAUGCUCUUCCACAAAAAACAAAGGACGCCCCUGGGCUUCUGUGAUGGCCUGCAUAGUACCUUCGUGGGAUUUGGGAGCAAGGAUGAGAGAGGGUGCCGACCGCCCAAAUACCAUGCCAGCUAUGCACCUUAUUAUCCAAUCCACAAGGCCGCAAGCACGGGUGACGUAGCCACAGUAAAGAACUUUAUUGAACGUGGAGUUUUUGCCAUGGAGCAAACAGAUUGGAAGUACAGGACUGCUCUGCAUUUUGCCUGUGUCUAUGGCCAUCCAGAAGUGGUGACUCUCCUGGUGGAGAGCAGCUGUGAGAUUAGUCCAAAGGACAUUAAAGAUGCCACCCCUCUAAUUAAGGCCUCCCAGUGCAGACAAACGGAAUGCCUUGAUAUUCUCUUGAAGCAUGGUGCUGACCCAAACAUUAUGGACUGUAGUGAGAACACUGCUCUGCAUUACGCUGUCUACAACGGGGACAUCAAAACUGCCACUAAGCUGCUGGAAUACAAGGCAAACAUUGAAGCAAUAAAUGAGAACAAGAUCACACCGCUUUUGCUUGCUCUGAAACAAAACAAGGAGAAGAUGGCAGAAUUCUUAAUCAACAAUGGAGCAAAUGAAAAGACAUGUGAUUUUCUGGGAAGAAGCAGCCUUAUGUAUGCUGUAAGGUGUGGGUCAGAACUUAUCAUCAAGCUGCUUCUGCAAAGAGACAUUGAUACCUUUAAGCAAGAUGUCUUUGGAUGGACAGCUAAGCGUUAUGCCGUCGAGAGUAAAAGCAAGGUUAGGAAACUACUUAUCGACUACGAUGAAGAGGAACUGAGACAACGGUGUACAGAGACUAUCAGGAGAGAUGCUUGCAUAACGCCCAUCCUGCCGACCAGGGAAGUGAAAGAUUCUCCUCAGAGUGAAGCCCUGGAAAAGACAGAGGCAAGACCAUCCAAGUCAGAGACCAUGGAAGAGGACACUUGCAUAAUGCCCAUCCUGCUUACCACGGAAGUGAGAGAUUCUCCUCAGAGUGACAAGGAGGACGACAUCGACAUCGUAGAAAAGGCAGAGGCGAGACCAUCGAAGUCAGAGAACACCAAGACAGAUGCUUGCUCAAUGCCUACUACCACCGAAGUGGAAGAUUUUCAUCAAGAUGUAGCAGCAGAAGAGGCAGAAGCAAACCCAUCCCAGUCAGAACCAGGCUUAGGAGUGUCCCCAGAGGAGAAAGGAAAGACAUCUGACCACAAUGAAAAUAACUGGUCACUGGACAGUGGUAACUCUGGGGAUGAAGAAGAAAACAGCAAAGACAUCUCAAAAGGCAGAGUGCUGGCAUGGGUUGAGAAAGAUGAUUCCUUGAAGCCUACAACUACAGAGAAAAAGUCUUCCUCAGAUGACAUAGAAAUAAUCAUGUUAAAACCAUUCAAUUCAGAUUUGUCUGUAGAGGAGGUCAUCGAAGUGUCAUCGGAAGAAGAACAGAAGGGAGGUGAGGAGGAGGAGGAUGACGACGGCGAUGAUGAGGAUGGUGAUGAUGGUGAUGACGAGGGUGGCGAUGAUGAGGGUGGUAAUGAUGAGGACGGUGAUGAUGAGGAUGGUGGUGAUGAUGAAGGUGGCACUGGACAAGCACAACUUGUGGUAGAAGAAAUGAAGCAGUCUGCAGGGAGAAGUAACCAAGAGGAUCCUUCCAGUAAGCAAAUGAAUAAUGACAGUGUCACCUACGCUAAUGGGAGGACUAACAGCAGUAACAAUGAUAAGCUGUCCUCAUUCCACGAAGACGAAGACUUUACUGAGGACUCCAAGGGAGCAGCGACAGAGCAACCCUUGGGAAAAGAUGAGAACCCCAAGUCACAGAGAGAUGAAGAGUCAGAUGAGACCACUGAGGAAGAAGAAACAAAGCCACCAUUAGGACAAGAUAAGACAUCCAUACCACAGACAGACGAAGAUUCAACCGAGGACUCUGAGGAAGAAGCAAGAAAGCAGCCAGUAGAAAAAUGUAACCAAGAGAAUUAUUGUCAGAAGACAAAUAAUGAUAAGAACUUUGCACAGAUAUUUGAAGAUUCAAGUAUGGACUCUGAGGAAGAAGCACCAGAGCAGCCAGUGGGGAAAAGAAGCCAAAGGAGUCCUUAUAAGAUGUCCAUAUUACAGAAAUUAGAAGAUUCAAGGGAUGACUCUGAGCGUGUAUUUGAGUGUCUUUCCAAGAAAGGUAUUGACCAUUUACAUGUUGCUGCAGAUCAAUCAGGAGAUAAGCACAUUAAAGAAUCUCCAAAGAAGUAUCCUCUCUUUAAGCCCACCAUUGAAAUGAGCGACUUGGAUCCUAAAACUGCAUUAGGAAUGGCAGAUGUGCAGACAUUAACAUCAGCAAAUUCAGAUUCAGAAGUGACAUCAACAGAAAAUGAAAAAAGUCACAGUGAUAGUACAAUUAAUUCACCAUUGACUAUAUUUAAAUAUAUUCCACGGAAGGAGGAGAAUGGUUAUUUAGCUGUAAGUUCACAUCUACAAGGACAAAAUACAGCAACAGGACAAAUGAAAGAACCAGCGGCUGACCUGACAUCAAGAGAAGAGAAAGAAAGUGACAAUGGCAGAGAAUGUACCCAGGCUUCUAGUAUCUCUGAGACAUAUGGAUUAAAGAAGAUUUUGGGUUAUUUACAGAGGAUACCAGACCAACAAACACAAACUAUGGCCACAGGAAGGACUGCAGGAGUCAAAGGAACAACGUCACGAGAAGAGCAAAGCCAAAGUGAAAGCAGCAUGAGCGACCACUCAUGGACUUUCUCAGCUCCUCUGCCACAGAGGGUAGAUAUGAGUCCUUUGACUAGAAGCAGAGAUCAUCCUGGAGAAAAUAUGGCAAGAGAAAAAUCGAAAGGCAACGAAGUGACACCCAUAGAAAAUCUCAGAAGGCAUGAGAGCCAUGAAAGUGUGGAGUCACUGUCUUCUUGGUCUGUGUCUGAGCAUCCUCCUCUGGAACAAGAUGUGGGUCAUUUGUCAGAGACUGCAGAUCCUGGAAGAGAAAAUACCAGAAAUGGUGAAAUGAAAGUAUUUUCAGAUUUUUCAAAGGAAAGUCCUACUCAGCUCAAGCUUUCCUUUAAAAGGAAAAGUUCAUUUCUAAAGAGAGCAGUGGCAAAGAGGCAGGAAAGGCCGUGGGAAUCAGCAGAACCUGACAAAGAAUUGACAUUAACAGAAGAGCAAAGAAACCAUGCACUUAGGGGAAGGUCUGAGUCACUGCAAAAGGAAGAUGUUCAGCAUCUAACUGGAGCUGGAGAUCAAAGAAGAGAAAGUCAGACAAGAUACACAAUAGGAGUUCUAUGCAAAGAAGUGACAAUCAAAAAAAGACAUAGGAGACAUAAAAGUCAGAAAAGUUUUCAGCCAUUGGUUACUCGCAAGCCUAAUCCACUGAAUGAGGAUAUUGUUUGUUGUACUGGGAUUGCAGGUCAAGAAAGAGAAAAUGUAGUAAAUGCAGAAAUGAAAGCAGUAUCAAGCACUGAAGUGAAAUUCACAGAAGAGCACAAAACAGAAAACAGUGUUGAAAGCACAGAGUCAAUGAAGAUCGAUGUGAGUCAUUUACCUGGGACGGCAAAUCAAAGGAGAAAAACUAUUACAAGUGGAGAAAUGAAAGAAGAAUCAAGAAAUGAAGAAAGGGCAGUGGAAGAGCUCAAAAGACAUGGGAGCCAUCAAAGUCUCCAGUCAUGGACUACCUCUGAGACUUUUUCACUGGAUGAUGUGGUUCAUUUAGCCAGGACUAUGGAUGAAAGACCAGAAACUACCACAAAUACAGAAGUUAAAGCAAAACCACACAGAGGAGUCCUGACACCAGCAAAAGAACAAAGAAGACAGGAGAGCAUGGAAAAACUGGGAACACGGGCUACUUCUGAAUGUCUUCCACAGAGAAACAACGUAGAUCACUUAGCUACAAGUGAACAUCAGGGAAAAGAAAAUAUGACAAAUGAUGAAAAAGAAGCUACAAAGAAAGAAAUGGCAUCAACAGAAGAGCCCAGGAGGAACAGUGGGAAAGAAAAAGUCACACCUUUGAUUGUUUCUUCACUUCCUUCAACAAGAGAGCAUCUGGGCCACUUAGCCACCACUGUGCAUCAAAGAAGAGAAAAUAACACAAGUCUAGAAAUGAAUGGUCCAUGCAAUGAAGAGAUAUCAACAGAAAAUGACCAAAAUUGUGAUAGCCAUGAAAGUGUUCGGUCAUUGAGCAUCUCUGAGGCACUUGCACAGGAGGAUGUUGUACACUUACCCAAGACUGCAGAUCAGAGAGGAGAACAUGUGGCAAGUGGACAAAUGAAAGGAAAACCAAGCUUAUAUGUGACAUGCAGAGACCCGAAUGGGGAAAAUGGCAGUAAGAACAACCAGCCAUUGCUUAAACAUAAAAGGAAGACAAGACUCAGCAACAAGAUGGACAUAGUAGAAAAGCCAUCUUAUGGCAACACUACUGCUGCUGCUGGUGGUGAUGGUGAUAAUGCAGCUGCUAUUUCUGAUACUGCUGUGAGAAAUGGAUUCAUCCAGCAAAUGCAUUGUGGGAAGGCUAGUAACCAUCAAUUUCCUGUUACACAAAAAAAGCAUGUUAGGCUGACUAAGAAAACAUCCAGUGAAAAGAAUAAGGCUCUAAAGUACACUGAUGCUAUGGAUGACCACCAGUUAUCUGAAUCACUCUCUGAGGAUUGUGAUUUGCCUGAUUAUGACAAUAUAUUGAUGUUAGUUGACCAACUUCAAAUGAACUAUAAAGAUUCUGGAAAACCAUUGGAAAUCCAGGAUGCGGUUCAUUCAUAUAAAAUGAUACUAGAACGUAACCAAAAUCACUCAGAAUUGCUUAUCGCAAAAAGUAAGAACAAGAGAAACCAAGGUCACAGGGUGAUGAAGAAGCCACGAGAAACAGAAAAAGCAAAACUGCAGCUCAGAUGCAGACGUGAAGAGCAGCAGCUAGAUCUCCUCGAUGUGGGAUCGCCUGAAAAACAAGACGUGCAGCAAAGAAAUCCUGAUGGUUGGUAUGAAGAAAUGAAGAAAGAAUUAACUGAAAAGGACCAACAACACGAAAGAGAAAAGCAACAACUUGAACUGCGCCUUAGAGCACAGGAUAUGGAGCUGCAGCAUCUCAGAAAUGAUAUAAAUAAGUUGCAAGAAGCACAGCAUCCAGAGACAGAGGCUGGAAAUGGUGACAGCAUGACGAAGGGACACCUGCAAAAGGUUGAACGUGAAGUUUUGAAGUUAGUAGAAACCAUCAAAAAGCAAGCAGAGACCAUAGAACAGCUUGAGAGAAAACUAGCAAAUGAAGAUAAGAUAUUGUCAGGAACUGGCCGUCUGACACAAGCAGGACGAGAUUUCUUUAAUGCUUUCAGAGAAAUGUAUACUACUUCAGUAAUGAGCCAGUUGGAACUCAGAACACAACAUCUGGAAAGGGAAUUCUCUGAAAUGAAGACCCGAACGUGUGAGAAUGGUGUGGUGCUGGAAAACUAUGUCAAACUUCAUCAGUCACAUAAGUUGAUGGAGACUGAAGCGAAAAUGAAGGAGGCCAUGACCCAGUUUGCCAUGCUGACUCAGCACAACACUGCAUUACUAAACUUGCUGAGCUCUGUAUUUGCUUCUGAGUGUCCCUGCAAGGGAUCGGGAAGCCUCUUUACCCAAGAGAACACGCUGACUUCCACUUCAGGCCCACAGCCUGCAAAUCAGUCCAUAACAGCCCACCUGGAUGCGCCUGCAGAUGACAAUGAAGAUUUCAAUAAAGCACUCACCAAGUCGAGUCUGUCUCCACAAUCUGAGCUGCAUCAAAAAAAGGAGAAAUGUCUGGAAUCAGCUAAAGAGAAAACUCUUUCAAAGAGUUGGGUGGCUGUUAUCUGCAGCAAUUGGAUCUUGCUAUCAGUCAGUGGAGAGAAUUCAGUUCAUGAGACUUAUACAAAAAGUUCCAUAUCUACUGAUUCAUCAUUUGUCCCCAGUAUAAUAAGAAAAGAUAAAGAAACUCUUAAUAACAUACAAGGGAACCACAAUACCUUGGUCAUAAGCCCAUGGGAAUUCAGAUGUACAGAUCUGGAGUCUGAACACUCAGAAGAGAGAACUCAUCACGCCUUCUGUAAAGCUGAACCCGAACAGUAUAAGGAUCCCUGUCUAGAACGGGUAGCAAUGACACGUUCACCAUCUCAAGCACAACUAAGAUCUAAGGACCGACAAGAUGGGCCCAUGAGGAGGAACUUUAAUGAAAGGGAGGCUUAUAGUUCUACAUCAAAUGCAGGCAUGAUGAGCUCUGGUCCAGAGUUUGGAUCUGGACAACUCUACAACAGUUUGGGAUAUAACAGAAAUUUCCUGCAAAGAGAACCCUUGAUGACAACCUCGAGACCACAGACCUUUGAGAAUUCAUUGAGCUUCCCAAACAGGGUAAGAGAAGACAAUCAGCAAACUUCUUAUGACAAAGUAGGACACCAUAAUGCCUCACGCGUAAAGCCACAGAAAGCCACACUUUCAACCCUGCAGUCCAAACACCCAGAAGUAACUCAUCAAGCCUUGCGUAAGGCAGAACCAAAAUGCUAUGAGGAGCCACAUCCUGAAAGGAUACAGAUGACAAGGCCAUUAACUUAUGACCAACCCAAGUCUAAGGACAGGCAAGAUGAGUCCAUGAGGAGGAACUUUGUUAAAAUGGAGGCUUAUAGUUCUGUGCUAAACACGUAUACAACGACAAGCCCUGCUCCAGGGUUUGGAUCUGGACAAUGCUGCAACAGUUUGGAACAUAGCGGAAGUUUCACGCCGCCAAUCUCCAGGCCAUGGCGUUUUGUGGAGAGUGUGGAUAGCUACCUAUGCAGGACAUGGCAGCAGUUAUACUACCACUACUAGAGAAGACAAAGAUGGUACAUUUCUGAAAUGCUCAAAUUAAGCUUAAUCAGUUCUGAAAUAAGUUAUCAUAAAUAAUAAAUGGCUUCCAUUCCCUUCGAUCUGCUGAUA